Messenger RNA from Papaver somniferum (opium poppy), 1569 nucleotides. RefSeq lists its product as uncharacterized. The transcript is spliced from 3 exons. The record is from RefSeq and is a predicted model, not a curated record. Lineage: Eukaryota; Viridiplantae; Streptophyta; Magnoliopsida; Ranunculales; Papaveraceae. The coding region runs from base 1 to 1569 and encodes 522 amino acids.
AUGAGAUUUAAAGAUCAUAUUCCAGAGGACCGAGAUUAUGAGAAGGAAGACAGUUCCUCAGAUGGCGAUGUGGACGCAAUAACAGAAACUCACCUUUUCAAGAUGAUCGAGAAAGUAAUGUCGAAAAAUCUUUCCAGAGAGGAAAAGAUGGAAAGGUUGCAUCGAGCCGCUGGGGCUCCUUUCAAACUGAAUAUCAGAGAAUUCUGGUCGCCAAUGAAUUUUCAGGUUCAAAAGAUGCCAGAAUUCGACGAGAAAACAGAUGAUCCAUAUCAGCAUGUUUUACACUACGAAACUGCCAUGACUCUGUGGCAGUUCAACAAUGAGUUGAUGUGCAAGAUGUUUCCUCAGUCACUGAUUGGAGGAGCAAUAACGUGGUUCAAUCAGCUCCUGGCACAGUCAAUCGGUACUUACCAUGAGCUGGUUGGAUCAUUCUGCUCUCAAUACAAGUACAACAAACGGGAUCGGAAGGGAUGCCACGCAUUGUUCCUUCUAGGAACUCGGAAGGAGGAAAGCAUCAGACAGUUCACUCGACGCUUCAAGCAAGAGUUGGCCGAUGUGGAUGGAGCCAACGAUCAAGUUGUCAUUACAGCCUACAAACAGGCAUACCAACAUGAUCAAAGAGGUGUGUACGGUUCCUUGGUCAAGAGACCACCAAAUACUUUGGAAGAACUAUAUGAUCGAGCAGAAGAAUACGCUCGAGUGGAGGAUGAUUCUAAAGCUCAAGAAGAAGUUAACAGAUCAUCCAAUCAUCCAAAUGAUGGGAAAAAAUACAAGUCAAAGAAUCGUUCGAGUGGACAACAUAACGAUCGAGGUGAAGUUCGAGAGAAAAACCAGGGGGAACGAAUGGAAACUGGAUAUCAGAAAUAUCAUGAUAUGAAGAUGACACCAUUGAACAUAUGGCUUACAGAGUUGUAUGAGAAAAUAAGCAAGGAUAUCGAGGUCCAGCGAAUGAUAGAUGUUGGAAAGCUACGAGAGUACAUGAAAAAGGAUUUCGUGAAAGGUCCUGGAAAUGUAAAUGGAGCAGAAAUUCGGGAGCUUGGGUGCACAAAUAUCGAGUUCUCUGAAACAUACAUGAUAGGUGUAUAUGCUCCACACAAUGAUGCUAUCGUUAUAACUGCUUGGAUUGGCCUGUUUCGUGUACACCAGAUUCUAGUGGAUACAGGAAGCUCAGGGAGCGUGCUGUUUUCAGGAGCUUAUUCCUCUAUGAAUCUCCCACAUGACUUGAUCGAGGAGGAUGGAAAUCCAAUUAUCGGUUUCAGUGGCGAAGUUACAAAAACGAUUGGAAAAGUGAAGAUACCUAUAACAGUGGAUGACAAGUCCGUUUUAGGCAAUUUCUUAGUGCUUGAUUGUCAAGAUCCCUACAAUGCGAUUGUAGGACGAGACUGGCUGCAUGAGAUCGGUGCAGUCACAUCAUCAUAUCAUCAAUGUUUGAAGUUUAUUGCCCCUGAAGGAGUCGUGAAAGUUAGGAGUGACCAUAUGGCCUCCCACAAGUGUCACGAGAGUGUUACAGAUGAGUACAAGAAGUCAGAAGUUAGCGGGAACCAAAUCAUGCGAGUCGAUCAUAAAUAA